ACCUCAUUCGUAGAGACACUCAUACACAUCAGAAAUUAUAAGUAUUUAUCAUUUUUAAAAUGGAGAAAAAUGACACAAUUUUGGUCGAAACCCUAACAAGAGGCAGAAAUUCUGCAAUAAGGCUGCUGAAUUUGCUUCGCCGGAAAGAAAAUGGCGAUGGAUUGGUUUCUGCUGAUGACCUUCUCAAGGAAAUAUUCCGAUCUCUUGUCGAUGGUCUUUCCAUGUUAAAUUUUUCCGGUCCCGGCGAGGAUUAUAGGGUUCAGGCGAGCCCCAGCCAAGUGGGUUUAGCGUGUUCCGUCAAUCAGUCAUCGGAAGUUUUCACCGGCGACAUUGGGAAGAUACCACCGCCGUCUGAGAAUAAAGGCAGAGGUCGUUAUAAGAGAAGAAGGGGCAUAGAUUCAAGGAUAAUAGUUAGUGAUACCAUUGCAGAUGAUUAUGAAUGGAGGAAAUAUGGACAAAAGGAGAUCCUCAACUCUCAAUUUCCAAGAUGCUAUUUUAGAUGCACCCACAAGGAUGGUCAUGGAUGCAAAGCAUUAAAACAGGUUCAAAGGUUGGAAGAAGAGUUGUCAUCCAAGUUCCAAAUCACAUAUUUUGGUCUUCAUACUUGCCCAACCCCACAUGCUGUUUCAGACCAUGGUCCCGGAGUUAUUCUUGAUUUUGAAGGUUUUAGAAAUCGUGAGAAUUUACCAAACAACCCCUCAAUUACUGGAAAAAUCCGCGAAGACUGCUCACGAAAACAAAAUGAUCCGUCUAAUAAGACGGUUUCAUCAGCCGCUUGUCUGGUGUCGAUGGAGAGAUCAACCGAUGAUUUGGAUCRUCGUGACAAAGCGCCAAGGUUUGACCAUCAAGAUUCUUGUCCAACGAAUAUUUYGGAUGGUUGUCUGAACGAUGAUUUUUUAGGUGAUAUUUCGACUGAUGAUAUGUUGUCGAUGAUAGAAUCAUACUGGGGUGGAAACAAUCGAACUUAACGUAAAUGGUAGAAAGCAAAGAUCAUAGCGUAGAGAUCUUUUUGAAUUUG
This is a messenger RNA of Cynara cardunculus var. scolymus (artichoke), 1018 nucleotides long. RefSeq names its product probable WRKY transcription factor 70. Bases 60 to 968 code for a protein of 302 amino acids. Gene Ontology annotation, molecular function: sequence-specific DNA binding; DNA-binding transcription factor activity. Gene Ontology annotation, biological process: regulation of DNA-templated transcription. The record is from RefSeq and is a predicted model, not a curated record. The transcript is spliced from 3 exons. Lineage: Eukaryota; Viridiplantae; Streptophyta; Magnoliopsida; Asterales; Asteraceae.